UUGCUGCGCGUAGCUCAUGCACCAGCCACGCACUUCCCAACCUCACCACCGCAGCAUCACCGUGGCCCCCCCUCCUCUCUCCAUCUGGUCACCCCACUCACCCUCUUGUGCAUAUAUAUAUAUCACCAACACCAACCCCAACCCCAACCCCAACUCUCCAAGACCGUCACUUUGGCAUUUUCACAAACACCUAUUGUGUCCUCGUCAAUUCUCUCUCUCUAAUUUGAGCAGAUUAAUGAGAACCCAGGUUGAAGAGAGGUUCUCUGAGUUUUUUGAGAAGUGGGUUUGUCAGCUUGAGCAGCUCCAGCAACAGCUUCUCAAGCUGUCUGAGGAGACACUGCAGAAUGAGGCAGAGCUACAAGCUUUGGUGUCGAAAGUCACCAACCUACACAAGGAAUAUUACACUGUGAAAUGGGCUGCUGCUCGCGAAGAUGUCCUGGCCUUCUUUUGCCCUGUUUGGUCGAGCCCUUUAGAGAAUGCCUAUAAUUGGGUCACUGGUUGGAAGCCUUCAAUGCUGUUUCAGCUCAUUGGGUCGCUGAGGAAGACGAGGCUGGUGAACAUGUCGGAGGAGCAGCUGAAGAAGAUUGAGGAGUUGAGGCUGAAGAUGAGGUAUGAGGAGGAGAAGGUGGAGAGGGAAAUGGAGAGGCAGCAGGUGGCCAUGGCGGACCGCAGGAUGGUCGAGUUGGCCCGGUUGGCGAGCCGGGUGAGGAACGGCGGCGAGGUGGUGGUGGUGGAGGUGGAAGGGUUAGUGGAUGUGGCAUUGAAGGUGAUGUUGAGUGGGUUGGAGAGGGUGAUGAAGGCUGCAGAUUGUGUGAGGCUCAAGACAUUGAAGGGUGUUUUGGAUGUGCUGAGCCCAUUGCAGUGUGUGGAGUUCUUGGCUGCUACUUGCAUGGUUCAGAUUAGGCUAAGGCAAUGGGGGAGGAAAAAAUGUGACCAAAAUGCUCUCCUAAACCGUUAGCUGGUUUUUUGUAUAGGAAUUAGAGAGUGUGGAUCCUAAUUUUACCUUGUUAUGUGUUUUACAAUUUUGAACAGGAAAAUACAUGAUCCACAUUAGGCUUCACCAAAUUGAAAUCAUUUCUUGAAGAGAAAAUGA
Messenger RNA from Prunus avium (sweet cherry), 1093 nucleotides. Its product is annotated as transcription factor-like protein. Gene Ontology annotation, molecular function: sequence-specific DNA binding. NCBI's taxonomy places the organism in Eukaryota, Viridiplantae, Streptophyta, Magnoliopsida, Rosales, Rosaceae. The record is from RefSeq and is a predicted model, not a curated record. Gene Ontology annotation, biological process: DNA-templated transcription.